Thermothielavioides terrestris NRRL 8126 is the source of this 2927-nucleotide messenger RNA. RefSeq lists its product as uncharacterized. The coding region runs from base 1 to 2736 and encodes 911 amino acids. Gene Ontology annotation, cellular component: Golgi apparatus; cortical endoplasmic reticulum. The record is from RefSeq and is a predicted model, not a curated record. NCBI's taxonomy places the organism in Eukaryota, Fungi, Ascomycota, Sordariomycetes, Sordariales, Chaetomiaceae. Gene Ontology annotation, biological process: regulation of plasma membrane sterol distribution; sterol metabolic process; sphingolipid metabolic process. The transcript has 5 exons.
AUGAUCCCCUCGCGGCAUUCAUCCUCCAGUACCCUUACGCCCGACACAAGAGAGUCAGCCACCGCAUCCGUCCGCCCGCGGAACCGUCGCCUUCUCACGACGCAAGACGACGCCGGCUCGUCUUCUGCUCUGUCCAGUCCCAACCGCACACCCAGUCGAGGUGCCUCACCAAUCCCGUCCACGCAUAUUGGAUCCGUGACGGGGAGGAACGAUUCAAGCGCAGAUAUUGUACAGAGAAACGCCCGAGGAAAGAGCCCAGGCGUCGCCCGCGGGCUUCUCGAUGCAUCGUGGGCGCCUAGCUGGGCCUCGGUGCAGCAGUUGGCGUCGUCGCUCCUUGCGGGUGUGGCGGAGGGAUCUGGCGUGCGGCCGAGCAGCAGGGAAGGAAGCAAGUUGCGAAAGCCGACCGGCCAGGUCAGAUAUCAGGAUGACCGGAGGAACGACAACUGGGGCCCUGAACCACCGGCCGAGACAAGACCGCGUCCGCAAGACAUCGCUGCGGGAUCACUCGCGAAGAGGGAGGCCGCGCUGAAGGCCAUGCGCACGGUAAGCAUCCUUGAAAGCCACGACGGCGUCAAUGGCGGACUGGACGUGACCGGAAGGUUCAAGAAGCGGAGCUCGGAUGAGGACCUGCGAGGGACGGCUCAGACCCAGGGAGCUGAAGAAUAUCUGGCCUACAUCCAUCACGUCCAAACGACAGACACCUAUGCAGGGGUCGUGCUAAAGUACAGAUGCCGGGAGGACGCCUUUCGCAAGGCGAAUGGGCUCUGGUCGCGGGAUAGCAUCCAGGUUCGGAAAUGGCUAGCCAUACCGGUGGAGGCCUGCGAGGUCAAAGGUCGUCCUUGCGAUCCGCCCACGAAUCCGUCGUCGAAAGUCGACCUGCUAUCCAGAACCCCGGAUGCGAGAGAUCCAUUCGGCCGUGACGGCCAAGACGGCUUCUUCGCCAGCUCCGCAAACGGGAAAUCAAAUCAAACAACAAGUGAAGAGGACAGCAAACCAUGGACGCACGUGCGGUGGGUUUCGAUAGACUCUCAUCCACAUCCGGUCGAGGUCGCGCGGGUUCCGCGGAAAGCGCUCGGCUACUUCCCGCCGCGGCGGAAGAAGAGCAUACACACCACAUCCACCCUCUCCACCCCGCGCGCCUCGACCGACCUACCGACUGUCACCGUCUCCGAGUCGGGCGUCGAAAGCCCACGCAGCACUUCCUCCCGCCGACCUAGUCUCCUUUCCAAUCGCGGCGCGUCUAGCGCCUCGACGCCACGGAACCGCCUCAGCAGCUUCGGCAGCAACACCGACGACCGCCGCCCCGCUUGGAUGCGCCGCCCCGGCGGCGUCGGCUCCCUAGACAGACACGUGCGCGAGCCGGGUCCCGAGCGGGACUACUUCAACACGUGGACCAACAAGCACCUCCCCGGGCUCAACAUCGACUCCCUGCCGUCCAUGUCCGUGAUGGGAUCGGAAAGCGCCCGGUUCGGCUUCGCGCGGCCCGACGACAAUGCCCCGGUCGCCAUCGUCGAGAGUCCCUUCGAGGAGGGCCGCGACGCGACGUCGGCGAGCCGGCAGGGCACGGGGCUGGACAAGGCGGCGGCGGCGAUCGAGACGUGGAUCAGGGGCGCGUUUGAGCGCGCCCGGCAGGGCCCGCUGACGCCUGUGUUGGGCCCGCCCGGGAGGCAGGGUGCCGGCGGGGCCGGGGUUGCCGGUGCGCCAGAUAGGGGCGGGGAUCUGAUCGAGCUUGCGGACACGGGCAGCGACGACGGGAGGUACGAGUCGUCGGCCUGGGACACGGGAGGGCUGCUCAGCUCUCUGUCGGGCCCGGCUUCCGGCAGCGCAUCCCGGGACCGGCCUGGCACGGGGAGCAGUCCCGGCAGGCACAUGCCCAUCUGCAUCGAGUGCCGGCACCCCGUCAAGACGCUCUGGCGCGAGGGCGGCGGCGACAAGUCGGGCGGGCACAACAUCCGGCUGACGGUGUGCAAGAACUGCGGGCGCUUCUGCGACAAGUACGUUGAGCACGACUUUGUCGUGCUGUUCAUCGACCUCGUCUUGAUCAAGCCGCAGGUGUACAGGCAUUUGCUGCAUAAUACGUUGAUGAAGGAUGAGGACGAGUUUGCGCCCUCCAUUAUCCGCCUCGGCAUCCUCCUCCUGCUCUUCGAUGUUUACCUCACCUGGGCCCGCAUCGAGCGGCAGUCCGUCCCCGAUGCCGAUUCCGCCGACGGAAGCAGCACCAACUUCGGCCGGCUCGCGCAGCAGCCGAUAGUCUACCAAUACAUGUUCUUCUUACUCCUCUGCACGCUCUCCACCGUGGCCUUCCACGGCUCCAUCCGCUUCCUCACCUCGUCGCCCUACUCCCCGCUGGCCCUGCUGGGCGUCCUGCCGCGGUACCCGCGCCCCAACUCGGUCUCGACCGCGCUGCUCGUGUCGUCGUCGACGAAGCUGUUCCCCAUCCUCAUGGUCAUAUGGGAGUACGACGUGCCCGCCGCGGCCCGGUCGCUGGGGUGGGCGGUGGUGGCGAACAAUGUUGAGGCGCUGAAGAUCCUGCUGGACUGCGGGUACGGCGUGGCGGCGCUGCUGGCCACGGCCGGCGCGGUCAGUCGCUGGGUGGUAGGGCGGGCGGUGCUGUGGGCGGCAGGGCUGGAGGGCGUCGAUUCGGCCGGCGAGGCCGGCGUUGCCGAGGAUGGGAGGGCGUUCGUGGCGAUGCUGAUGUACGUGAGGGACUGGGCCGGGAGGUUGGCUGUGGGUUAGUUACCGCACGUGCAAUCCUGAGGUUCCUGCUUUCCAACUUGCUUGGCCAGUCUCUUUCAGGAUUUGAUCCGGCUGGCUGACUUGUUGCUUGUAAACGUCGUUUGGAUGUGGUGUACUUUGUAUUAGCCCGCUCCCCUGGGGCUUCUUGCUGCAUGUACAAGUGAAAACAACUCGCCCCAAAAGUAGAAUCC